Molecule: messenger RNA, 3082 nt
Organism: Esox lucius (northern pike)
Lineage: Eukaryota; Metazoa; Chordata; Actinopteri; Esociformes; Esocidae
Gene: gata2b
Product: GATA binding protein 2b
Exons: 6
Coding region: 524-1927 (467 amino acids)
Biological process (GO): positive regulation of transcription by RNA polymerase II; cell fate commitment; negative regulation of transcription by RNA polymerase II
Cellular component (GO): nucleus
Molecular function (GO): zinc ion binding; RNA polymerase II cis-regulatory region sequence-specific DNA binding; DNA-binding transcription factor activity, RNA polymerase II-specific
Source: RefSeq, a predicted model, not a curated record
CAUGGAAUUCACUGGCGCCAGGGCUGACAGUUAGUACAGCUGCACGUCGCUAGGCCUGUCCGUCUCCACCGGAGUUUACCCAACCGAUAACCCUGCACUAAAACCAAAGAAAAUAGACCAAAGAUAUUUUGGAUACGUUGAAUUAAUACUGCAAAGGAAAAUACCUUUCUAACUGAAGAAGAAUUGCCCCAAAGUGGCUUGAAAACGGAAUAACCAACCUCGCUUAUACUGAAAAGGUGUCCUGACCCAGGCACUACUCGAUACCUGUUGAAGAAGCAGAGAGAUAAGAAGAGCUCAAUUUGACUAAGAGUAAAUACCGAAAUAUAGGAAACUGACUAGCGUGAAGUCUCAACACUUCUGAGUUGUUUUCCAUAAUAGGACAUUUGUAUCAGUGGAGAGAGACGUGUUUUGCAAAAACCAAAGCAGAGAGCGAGAGAACGGUUCAGGGACAAGCUGUUCUCUCCCUAGAGGGUCCGCUUCGCUUUUCACCCUGUUUGCCCAACACGGAGAGACCCACACAGACAUGGAUGUAGCGGCUGAUCCGCCUCGGUGGAUGCACCACCACGCCGUGCUGAACGGCCAACACCCGGACGCUCACCACCCCGGCCUUUCACACAACUACAUGGAGCCAACCGCACAACUUCUGCCCCCGGACGAAGUGGAUGUUUUCUUUAACCAUCUGGAUUCGCAGGGAAACCCGUACUACCAUAACUCAGCUCAUGCGCGGGCGAGAGUGUCCUACAGCCAAGCUCACGCACGGCUCGCUGGUAGUCAGGUCUGCCGGCCACAUCUCAUCCAUAGCCCAGGGAUUUCAUGGCUAGAGCCCGGUAAAGCAGCCCUCUCAGCCGCCCACCAUCACAACGCAUGGGCGGUCAGCCACUUCAGUAAGACCGGGCUGCAUCCCUCAGGUUCCGCGGCACCAGGCGGUCUUUCCGCAGUAUACCCCUGCAGCAGCAACGCUAACACGGCCUCAGCAUCCUCCUUAACGUCGGCGUCCCAUUCGAGUCCACAUCUGUACAGUUUCCCACCUACACCGCCGAAAGAUGUUUCCCCGGACCCCGGAGCCACCUCUCCCUUGUCCUCUACCCCGAGAAUGGAUGAGAAGGAGUCUAUCAAGUACCAAAUGUCCCUUUCUGACAGCAUGAAGAUGGAGGGUUCCAGUCCUCUCCGGAGCAGCCUAGCCUCAAUGAGCACCCAGACCCCAUCCACGCACCACCCAAUACCGACCUACCCCACUUAUUCUCUCCCGGCAGCGCAUGACUACGGGAGCAGUCUUUUCCACCCUGGCAGCCUGCUCGGAGGAUCGUCUUCCAGCUUUACUCCGAAAUGUAAAAGCAAAACCCGGUCGUGCUCAGCAUGCUGCUCAGAGGGGCGCGAAUGUGUCAACUGCGGAGCCACCUCCACCCCCCUGUGGCGGCGGGACGGGACGGGCCACUACCUGUGCAACGCCUGCGGGCUUUACCACAAGAUGAACGGCCAGAACCGACCCCUCAUCAAGCCCAAACGCAGACUGUCUGCGGCCAGACGAGCCGGCACCUGUUGCGCUAACUGUCAGACGACCACCACCACACUGUGGAGGCGCAACGGCAAUGGCGACCCGGUGUGCAACGCCUGCGGUCUGUACUACAAGCUGCACAACGUGAACCGGCCUCUGACCAUGAAGAAGGAAGGCAUCCAAACACGCAACCGCAAGAUGUCCAACAAGUCCAAAAAGGGCAGGCGGGGCAGUGACAGUUACGAGGAGCUGUCCAAAUGCAUGCACGACAAGUCCUCGCCGUUCAGCGCUGCCUCCCUGGCCGGACAUAUGACCCACAUGGGUCACCUGCCCCCCUUCAGCCACAGCGGACACAUGCUGCCCACUCCCACGCCCAUACACCCCUCUUUUGGCCACCCCCACCACUCCAACAUGGUCACUGCCAUGGGCUGAGCUGGGGGAGGGCCGGGAGUCCCGGGGGCAAGUUAAACUUGUUGCUUUUUCUAAUGGGGGCGGGGGGGGGGGGUCAGAUAAGCUUGAGAACAAUGUUAAAGACAUACGUGUCUGUGUUGAUUGUCUUGCUGUAUAGAGAAUGUAAAGAGUACGGGGGGACAUGGGGGGACCCGGGCAGCAUCGACUCAUUGGUGGGGUCAUUUUCCUCUCUAUUAGGUACCUGCUUAGACAAGUGAUAGACCACGCCUCCACCCACUCAUAUACCGUCCCUUCCCACCUCUUCACUCUCCUGCUGCAUUGUGCCAAGCAGGUCUGUAUUAACUGUGAAUAUUGUAAAUGUGUGAGAUACGGGGCGGUGAAGAAAGAGCAAUUCCCUUCACACCGUUUAUUACCUAUAUGCUGGAUUUCUGCUCAUGGACUUCUACUAUUUUUAAUGGACAAGAAAAAUGAAACAAGCAAACAAAAAAAGUUUAUAAAGCCUAAUUUGAAACAGUUUAUUAUUAUUAUUAUUAUUAUUGUUUUUUGUCAUUUUUUUUCAGAUAAUUUAUUUUCCCUCUGCCUUUUGCCUUUUUCUCUCACAUAAAUCAUAAUGGAUAUUGUUAUCACCAUUUCUAUCAUUAUAAAUAUAUUUUUUUGCUAAAGCGCUUUCUGAGCUGUAAAACAUUCCUCUUCUUGGAAAUAAAGAAACCAAGGUUAAUUCUGCUCCCCCUCUACAAGCUCCCUGAACAAAUCAGAGGGGGGUUUGUUUAAAACAUUUAGCAAUGAGACAGAGAUAUACACAGACCAUAGAAAUAAACAACCAGUAUCAGCCAUUUGAGCUGCCAUAUUGGAUACAUCAAUCUGACGCUAUUUUUGGAGUAUGCUAAUUUACAUGACAAUAAAAUGCAACGUAUCUGUUUUAUCAGCCUUAUUGACCUCUGUCUUGCUCUAUAUCCACCUUUCCUGUUAGGAUAACCUUGCCAUGGUGAUGGGCUGUACCUCUAUAUGUCUGUGGUGUUUGUCUGUGUCACAGCACAGCUUUGAUUUGUUGACUCUCUUCUAAGCAGAUACAAAACCACCCACUUGCUUAUUAUUACCGGUCCAAAAGAAUGAUGACCUGACAUUAUCUAGAUACCAUUACAUUCUGAUGAUAAUAAAGAAACCUUGUAAACAAGA